Molecule: messenger RNA, 246 nt
Organism: Enterobius vermicularis (human pinworm)
Lineage: Eukaryota; Metazoa; Nematoda; Chromadorea; Rhabditida; Oxyuridae
Source: the annotation of a GenBank genome assembly
AUGCUGGGGAUGAAAGUGGAAGAAAAAGAAGAACCAAAUUGCUGCUAUUUUGAGUUAGAUAUUUUUAUUUAUUUGUGUUACACUGAUCCAGAACAUACCAAGAACAAAACCGCCGCAUCGUCGGCGUAUAUGAAUCUGUAUUUCAAGGUGAAAAGUUUCUACUUCAAAUACGUUGCCGACUUGGCCGGGUAUAAGAAUUCGAUUCCGGAAUUCCCGUCGUAUGUUCUAACUACUUCUUGUGUUUAA